Messenger RNA from Fopius arisanus, 2146 nucleotides. It is a transcript of the gene Scamp, whose product is annotated as secretory carrier membrane protein. Gene Ontology annotation, cellular component: recycling endosome membrane; trans-Golgi network membrane. Gene Ontology annotation, biological process: protein transport. The record is from RefSeq and is a predicted model, not a curated record. The transcript has 7 exons. Lineage: Eukaryota; Metazoa; Arthropoda; Insecta; Hymenoptera; Braconidae. Bases 232 to 1287 code for a protein of 351 amino acids.
UCGCCGUGUUCAGCUCCAGUUUUCCUCUUCGUCUGGGGCCACGUCCUCUGUUCCACCGAAUAUAAAGGGAAAUCAUUGAAUUUUUCCAUGUGAAAAACCGUCGAAAACACAAAGAAAUCUGGGCUGUGGCUAUGUUUUAUUUGCGCAGUAUUUAAUUCCUCCAUCUACCAAAAAGUUCGAAAGAGGAGAGUUCAAAAGUCAAAGAGGUUAGUCAAAUAAUUCUGGAAAAAUAUGUCUGGCUUUGAGGAAAAUCCCUUCGGCGAGCCAACUGUCAACGAUCCAUUCUCGGAUCCCUCAGUGAAACGAGCGGUUGGAACAAAUCCUGCUCCUCGAGGAAUUGAGGAUUAUAAUCCAUUUGCUGAGCCUGGAUCACAGGCAAAUACUCAGCAAGUUCGUGGGGCAUCAAAUCCACCACUUUAUGGUGGAUAUGGUGCAACACCUAUUCCAGCCACAUUACCGGCUACAAAUCAAGACCCACCACCUCCGGUUUAUGCACGAUCACCACAACAAACAGCUCCUACAACGUUGUCACCAAGUGCUGAGCAACAGAGGGCCGAAGAGGAGUGGAAAGCCAGAAGUGAGGAGGAGGCAAGACGACCGGCAUAUCCUCCUAAUGGAAAUAAUUGGCCACCAUUGCCUGACAAAUGCUGUUUUCAGCCGUGUUUUUAUCAGGACAUUGACUUCGAGAUUCAACCGAAUUUUCAAAGAAUUGUCAGACACCUCUAUUACCUCUGGAUGUUCCACGGUUUGGUAUUACUACUGAAUGUAGUGGGGGGAUUUGUCCUGUUGCUGGCAGAUGGGGAAUUCACAACCUUUGGUCUCGGUAUUCUCUACUUCAUCCUUUUCACACCAUUUUCAUUCGUCUGCUGGUUCCGGCCGGCGUAUAAAGCCUUCAAGACCGAUAGCUCCAUCAACUUCAUGGUUUUUUUCUUCAUAUUCUUCUUCCAGCUAAUUGUGACGGGUAUUCAGGCUAUUGGAAUACCUGGGGCUGGCACGUGUGGUAUCAUAAAGGCGAUAGACUCGUUUGGUAGCAGUGCAAAGGACACUUUCGUUGGAAUUCUGAUAUUAUUGAUCGCCAUUUGUUACUGUAUCGCUGUUGCUGGUGACCUUUUACUUCUCUCCAAGAUUCACCGAAUGUAUCGCUCUUCUCCAGCGAGCAUGUCGAAAGCCCAGCAAGAAUUUACCUCGACUUUCCUGAGAAACGAACACGUUCAAAAUGCUGCGGGUAACGUAGCAGCAAGUGCAGUUCGUGCACAAAUGUCAAAUGCCACCCAAUCGCGUUAUUAAAUACGAACAAUUCGUGAACUCAUCGAAGGAAACGAAUAAAAAAUUAAUAAAAAUCAAUAACUAAAAUGAAAAAAACACUGAUGUAGAUACUGCGUUUCACCUUCACGAUAGUUCAGCUCGACGAGUAGAAUUAUUUUUCCCCCAAGCUCUGAUAUCUCUUUCGAACUGGAGGGCUUUAUCAGGGUACGUGGCGUUCGAAUUUAUUAUGGAAGAAUGAACAAAACUCAUCAAUUUUACACAAUAUAGGAAAUACACGUGCAAAGGAAUAACAUUAAUAUUCAAUAAUUCGUCGUAUCGUUUAUUGCUUUAUUGAGUCAGUGGAGGUUUAUCGUUAUUGUUUCGUUAUUGUUCCCACGAAAUGUGUGAGUAUUAAUCGAUACACCAUAAAUGGUGACGAUGCAAUUUGAUGUGGAGUGACAUGUUAAAGUUAUUUCUGGUGAUAAUGACUAUUAGAUUGCGUGUAAUUUUACAUAAGGUGUCGUAUUACAUGCGUCGUCAGUCUGACAAUUUUCAAUUUUGUUGAAUUAGCUAAAUUAAUUGCGUUGAGAAUUUAUUUAGUAAAAAUUCCCUCUGGUUUAAUACUAGUCCGUCACAAUUCAAUGAUAUUCGAGGAAUGGAUGACUGUGGUUGUUUUUCUAUGGAGUCAGUACUAAUCGUUUUUUAUUGAACACGUGUCUUCACCUUUGACAGAAAAUUCUAAUGUGCAUUGAUUUACCAUUUAAUUCAAUCUUCAGCGGAGAAAUACAUAAUUCAGAUAAAAACCCUGAAGUGACUAGAUGAUGGUUUAGACAAGCUAUGCAAACGAGUGUAUAUCGUUAUUUUUGUAUAGUUUUUAGGGAAAUAUAAACCAAUCAUUUUA